AUGGGUCAUGUUGGCCUCUUCAUACUAUUAUUCGCAGUUUUUGGCACUUUUAUAGAAGCUGUUGAAUCCACCGCAAAGCCGCAAUGCAAAUUCACAAGCACAAACGGGUACUAUGCACAUGUUCCAUCAAACCUGCCGAUUGGUGACGUCAUUUUCCGGGGUACGGUAUCUCCGCCCGACGCCGAAAUGAUGAUCGCUAAUGUUAGAUCGGACGCGUUCAAGGAGACCGACUGGUCUGAUCACCUAGUAAUCGAUAGAUCCGACCCGGGCUCCUCAGCCACUUGGCUCGUCCGACUGUCUGCGUCUCUCUCGCUACCAGUCUACCCGUCAACACUAAAAGAAGCGAACCUUUUUGUGACAGUAAUAUGUAAUGGAUACGCGUAUCCGUUAUUCACCCUCCAUAUUGAUCCAACAAAUCGAUUUGCUCCACAGUUCUAUCAUGAGCCAUAUGUGGUGGCAGUUGAGCCAAAUUUGCCGAUUUGGAGCAUUAUUGAAACCCCUGUCGCUGCAAUUGAUUGGGAUCCAGAAGAGAGUUAUCGAUUGAUGUUUUGGUUGGAGGACUCCCACAAAGGCAUCGACCUGGUGGAGGAAACCCCGAAAUCCCGAGAACUGAUCUCCGGAAGUGCUGAUUGGUCGGAGAAUCAGCUUCCACGCAAGAUUCAGUUAAGAGUCACUGGGAACUAUGAGCUCCCAAUGAGCUUGAGGCUUAUAGUUUCGGAUAAUGCAAAGGAAAAUUCACGGAAAUCCACAACUUUUAUAAAUUUGGUCGAAAAAUCGCCGAAUCUUGCAUUACCAAAGACUACGGUAGCCCCUACAACUACUACAGUACCCCGUACGACUACUACAGUACCCCCCACUACCACUACAGUACCCCCAACCACUACUACAGUACCCCCAAUCACCACAACAUAUUCUGAAGACAUCAUUGACUCGGAAGUGACAAAAUCGCCGCAGGAGCUCAUUGCAGAGCUCAAAAAAGCUUUGAAGUCGGAAAUUUCUGGAAAACCGAAAAUUUUCAAGGAAGCCGAGGAGCCCGAAAUCGAUUUUGUAGCUUUUGGAACGAAAAACCGAGAGAUGAACGCAAUUGACACUGAAAAUUCGGAGGAAAUUGAAAAAUUCGAGCCAAUCGGAGCGACACGGUUUGCUCAGUGCUCCGUGAGGACUACAGUACCAGAAAACUCACCGAAAGGCACAAAAGUUGCUCAUUUGGAGACUUUGAACAGGAGAAAUAGCACAAAAAUCAAAUUAAUCGAUCCGGACGGCACAUUUGGAAUCGACGCGGAAACCGACGACGUAGUGAUUUUGGAUCCAAAAUUAGUGGAUCGAGAGCUUUUCAAUACUCUGGAACUAGUAGCUGAAAUUGAGAAUUCCGUGGAUCCAUCAGUUCAGUGUACACGAAUCCGAAUCUACGUGGAUUUGGACGAUGAGAACGAUAAUCGGCCGGUUUUCGAGAAUGAGCACUACUUUUUCCAUAUUGAUCCGAGAUUCCCGCCUGGUGAAGAGAUUGGAAGGUUGCUGGCGCAGGAUAUUGAUCAGGGCUCAAACGGUCAAAUCACCUACCACCUGCUCACCCAGGACGUCCCAUUCCAAGUGGGUACCCACGGGAAGAAAGCGGUGAUAAUGAGCACCGGAAAGGUGGAUCCAGCAGUUGCCUCCUAUAACUUAACAGUCGAGGCACGCGAUCACGGCGAAGAUUUGGUGAAAUCCGCAAAAGUUCCCGUCGAGAUAUUUGUGUUAGGAGGUGGCGAGGUGGGCGGAGUCAAGAAAGCUGUGGGCGGAGUCAGGCAAAAAAUUCAAAAACCUGCUGAAAAUGAUAUGCUCCCCAAUGAUGAAAAUCGCGCAGAAACCAAGAAACAAUCCAGCCAAGAAGUGGGCGGAGCCAGUAGAUCAGAAGAUAAGAAAACCAAAGAACCCGAGGAUGAAGCAGAGUCAGACACUGUAACCGAGAAAAAAGUUGACGGAGCUGGUCAAGAAGUGGGCGGAGUUAGACCAGAAGUGGGCGGAGACAACCAAGAAAUGGGCGGAGCUAGUAAAGAAAAUAUCGAAGAAACCGAAGAGAUUGAAGAAGAAACCGAGGAACCAAAAUCAGAAGCAAGUUCCCAGGACAAAGUGGGCGGAGCCAACAGCAACUUUCAGAAUAAAUCCACCGACAAAAGUCUUGAAAAUCAGCUAAAUAUCAGUGAAUCGGAGACUAGUAAAGAAAUGGGCGGAGCCACAAUCCAGAAAGUGGGCGGAGUCAAACAAGAGAAUGUGAAGACAAUUCUCAAGGCGCCCGAGACAGGAGAAUCUGAAAAUUUGGAAAAUCUCGAAGAUUCUGAAGACGUGGAAGUGGUGACGGUCAUUGAGGAGGUCGAGGUGGAAGAGGACGAUGACGUCAUCGAGGAUCACGUGGAAAAUGUUGAAAAUGACGUCAGAACUACUACCGCUUCGAUGUCUAGAACGGUAGAUCACCAACGAACAACGACAGAAGAACCGGAAGCUAAUACCGUGGAAGAGGAGCCCCCGGCACCAACAACUACAGUAUUCUCAUUCCCCCAACCCGAAUACACGUAUGACGCUUUUGGUAUGGAAAUCCAGGAGAAUGACGUCAUCGGGAAAGUCGCGGCGGGACCGAGAACCGAGUUUUACGCGGUUGAUAGGGAGAUGAUCGGCCUAAUCAAAAUCAAUGAAGCCGGUGAGCUUCUCGCCGGCAAGAAGCUCAACCGCCAUAAGGAUGGACCAUUGAAAUUCGGAGUUUCUGCAACAAAUGGCUUUGAGACGGCCCGUGCUCAAGUCACAGUCCUCCGAGACGCCAAUCGAGAUGUUAUGUCAGCGAUGCCACGUUUCGACCGGGAAACUUAUCGAUUUUCGAUCAAUGAGAACCAGCAACCAGAAGUUAUCGGUUUUGUGAGGGCUUUCCACUCCGCGAUCUCCUCAUCCGAGUCAGUUCGUCUAACCUAUUCUCUAAUUGCUCCGGCUCACAUUGACGAGCUCCCAUUCGAAAUCCAUGAGCAAUCUGGAGAAGUUAGCACUUCCCGACCUCUGGACACGGAGCAAAAGAAGUUUUAUCGGUUCCAAGUUCGAGCCUGCCUAACCCAAACAAUAUGCUCCACAAGUGACGUCAUCGUAGAAGUCGUCGAUGUCAACGAUAAUCCUCCAAUUUUCACGAAUCGCAAGCUAGAAGCAACUGUGGAAAGCGAUGUGCCUCCAGGAACAAGAAUUGUGAAGCUUUUCGCAAAAGAUGCGGAUGCCGGGAAUAAUAGCAGAUUGUCGUUUGCCUUGAUGUCGGAGAAUGAGCCCUUCUCCAUCGACCCAAACUCUGGACAACUCACCACCUCACAAAGCCUCACCCGACCACUUUACACAAUUCUGGUGUCAGUCUCCGACGCCGGAGUACCCCAAAGAAGCGACACCGCGGAGGUUACUGUAGUGGUUAAAGGCACAAACCCAUCUCCGCCAGCAUUUGAUCAAAAGGAGUAUAAGGCGGUGAUUGCCGCACCGAUUCGUGCUGGACAAGUGAUUGGAGAAGUCCGCGCUACGGAUCCGGAUCCAGGAAUGGAGGGAUUAGUCACUUAUAAGCUUUUGAGAUCUGACAACAAUGACCACCAAAAGUUCAUGAUCAACUCGAAAACCGGAGUUAUCAGUGCAAUCAGUCCCUUGUCACUUGAAGACGGACCAAUCGAGCUAGGAAUCGAGGCAACUGACAAUGGCAAGAACCUGAAGAGAAAAGUGAAGACCAACAUGAAAAUCGAUAUUAUCGAUUCGAAAACUCUCAAGUUUCUGCCUCUCCCGACUACCGUAUACAUUUCGACUGAAAAGGCAGUGGGAAGUGUGAUUUUACGAGUUUCGGCAGUGUCAACUGACAAUGAGAAUAUCAAAUUCCGAGCGCUCCAGGAAAAUUCGCAGUUUGUAAUGGAUGGUGAUUUGUUGAGAGUCGCCAAUCACCUGGUAGAGGGAGAAUCGAUUUUAUCGAUUCGUGCAGAAACCGACACGGUCCAUGUAGAUCAUCAGCUAAAAGUUAUAGUGAUGUCGGAUAGGGAUAAAUACCCGGUAUUCCCACAACUGACUUAUGAUUUUGACGUCUCCACGGACGGGCACUUCCCGCGAAUUGUGCACCAGUUUAACGCCAAACUGGGUGCUGGGACACUUCGCUACACAUUUUUCCCGCCGAGCCCCGCACCUGCCGGCUUCUACCUCGACGAUAAGACUGGAGAGCUGUUCGUGACGUCACAGUACCCGGAAACCAAACGGGAAACGGUUUUUGUGGUGGUACGGGCGGUGAAUAUGCAGGCAAACAAGUUCUACUCGGAUGUUGGGGUCGCCAUUACCCCAGUAUCCACGACAAAUCCCACUCUUCGAUUCCAGCAGCCAAACUAUAAUUUUGAAGUCUACGAGAGCCUUGGUGAAGGAGAAGCUAUUGGUACCAUUUCUGUGACUGGUUCAACGUCCCCGGCAAAGCUGUCUCUGUCCCCGGAUACCUCAUUCCUAGGAAUUCAUCAAAAUGGAACCCUAUUUUUGGCCCAAAAAGUUGACGCUGAGGAAAUUGAAAGUUUGAGUCAAGAAUUCACAGUUUUGGCUGAAAGUUCGGGAAAAGAAAACCCUGAGACCGCCCGCGCGCUAAUCCACGUAGCGAUUCGUGACGUCAACGAGUUCCAGCCAGAGUUUGACGAAGAUGACGUGGAAUUUUCGCUGGAAAGGGGCGUGGCCACUCCCGGAGCAACUAUCGGAAGAGUUCAGGCUCACGAUCAGGAUGUUAGUGAGAAAAAUCGUUUGAUCUACCGUGUGGUGGGCGGAUCCGGCAGGAAGCUGGUGUUCAUUCAGGAGGAUGGGACAAUUAUUGUGGGCGAUGAGCAGAUUCCGGCGGCGGUGGACGAAUUCGAUUUGAUUAUUGAAGCUGUUGAUCGGAAUGGAAAUCAUGACUCCACCCACGUCAUCGUCUACAUCGACGGAGCCCCCACCUCUUCCACCGAGGAGCACGAGCCGUUAUUUCCUGCCGAGCCCCUUGUCUGGAACGUUACUGAGGGCACGACGCAGAGUUUCCAACUACAAACUGCAAGUGAUGAUGUCAUCUACCGCAUAGUGGGUGGGAACGACGACGGGCUCUUUGAGCUCAGCUCGAGGGGCGAGCUGAAAAUUGUCUCAGAGCUCGAUAGAACUCGCCAGAAGUCAUAUACCCUGCAAGUUGAGGCUAAGAAAAGUGGAGUCGCGAAGGUUGCUGAAGUUACCGUUAAUAUCAAUCCGACAAUUUCCAACGCCCACGCACCAAAAUUCACGAGAGAUCAUUACUCGGGUACCGUACCCCUGGACGCCCCCAUAGGCUUCCCCAUAGUCACCAUGGAGGCCUUUGAUGAGGAUGAUGACCCAGUACAGUACACCUUUAAAGGCACAGGCUGUGCCGAUCAGCUUGGUAUUGAUAAUUCAGGCCGUGUGGCUUAUAAGGUCGCUAUGAAAGAUCGCACAACGGGAAGCUUGGAGUGCACGGUGGUGGUUAGCGAUGGGGAGCACUCCGCGGAGACAAUGCUGACACUUUUGGUGCAGGAGAAUGAGGAAGUGGAAACACCCCAAAAGCCUCCAAACCACGCGCCAACCUUCUCAAUGGCCGAGUACACCUUCACCAUUCCGCAAAACUCCACGGACCUCGGAACUGUGAUGGCAACGGAUCCAGACGGAGACCUUAUUGAUUUUUCGAUUGAGCCCACCGAAUACCGUAACCUUUUCCACGUGGACUCCAGUGGACGGAUCUUUGUGCGAGGACCCCUGGAACAACAACGAUACAGCUUCCUGGUAGUGGCAGAAGAUCGAGGAAGCCCAAUUCUAUCGUCAUUCGUGAAUGUGAAGGUUCUUGUGGAAGCCACCCAGGAGCAGUUGGACCCGGAAGCAUCGAGCCCUCAACACUUCCAAUUCAGCCAGGCAGUGUACUCCUGGCGAGUGGAGUCCGGGCUUCCGGUCGGAUCGAUCGUAGGAUUUGUUAAGCCAGUUGGGGUGACAGAUGGGAUCUCGUAUAGCUUCAUCUCGGGAGACUACCUGGCGAUCGACAGUGAUGGACGGGUUGCUGUGGUGAAGCCGCUUACGGAGACCGUCAAUGAUGUGGUGAUUGCGAUGAAGAACGGCGAGAUUUUGGCGGAGACUCGGAUUUUCGUCGGAGUGGAGCCGUCUGAAGCUACUACUAGGAUCCUAGGGCCAGUGACGACUACGCAAGUACCAUCCACAGAGGCUCCCGCCACAAGCACCCAGAGCUCGGAAGAGUCCCCUUCAUCAAGAACAUCAGAGCUUCCGACACUACCUCCAGCAACACCCCGCAUCACCUCAAGACCUUCCCAACUAACUCUAGCCCCCACCGAAGACAUCUCCAUGGUCUCCACUGAACAAGGCCCUACCCUCGCCCCGAUCGAUCUUCCGACUCGGGCAGUGACCGGAAGGGUGAUCCCUCUGGACUCCGGCAGGUUCACCUUUACCAGCCCGAUCUACUCAGCGUUCUCUCUGGAAGGAGACUUCAAGUCUGGCAUCGAGCUGGAGAUCAAGCCGACGCUCGCCGUCCAGGGAUCCUCUGAACCUCCGAGCUUCUCCAUCGAAGACACAACACUCCCAUUCUUCCUCACCCCUGAAGGCAAGCUCAUAAUGUUCGAAGCGGAUCGAGAGCGGCAUGAGAGCUACCUUUUCACCAUAGUCGCCAAGGCUCAGGGCCAGAUGGCUCGGGCUCGGUUGAACGUUACGAUCCUCGACGUCAACGACAACUACCCCCGCUUCCAGGCCCAUCCGGACGCUGUUGGCAUCUCCAGGACUAUGCAUCUAGGCAGCCCGAUUUAUCAGUUAAAGGCUGUGGAUCUUGAUAAAUUCCCUGAUAACCAGGUCACCUACUCCUUGAAUUCUCCAUGGAUCUCUAUAGAUUCCCGGGAAGGAUUGCUCCGAGUCAACGGAGAUCUUCAGGCAGCCCCCGAAUCGUUGGAUCUAACCGUGGAAGCUCAGGACUCUGGCAAGCCACCGCUCAAAUCGGAGACUCACCUGAGAAUCCUGAUCUUCAAGCAGAACAUCCCAAAGUUCCUGGAAACCCCGCUUGAAGUCACGCAAAUCCCAACAAAAAUGGCUCCAGGAGCACACAUCAAGACCCUGCUGGCAGGACCGACUGUCUCGGAGCAGGAUACAAUUCUCUAUCGGCUCGUGGACACCGUCAAUGGGCUAUUCGAGAUUAAGCAUGCAGGGGAGCUGGUUUUGGCGAGAAGACCGCUGGAUAAUGAGGCUGGAAGAGAGUAUCAGUUGAAUGUGACAGCGGAGAACAGCAAGGGAACCGAUUGGGUUGUGCUACCAAUCUUCGUGGAAGGCCGACUAUCAUCAACCAACACCCCAUCAACUUCCUGCCAAUUCCAACAGAAAGUGUACAGAGCCCAGGUUAUGGAAAAUUCCGGAGCCCACGACGCUGUAGUCCGAGUUCAAGCCGGUUGCCAGAAGAAAUUCAGAUACGCGUUCCAUACGCAGAGCAAGGAAUUCGAAAUUGACUCCCAGAGUGGUCAAAUCUACACAACUGAGCCAUUGGACCGGGAGACUAAGAGCACAUAUUUCCUGACGGUUAAUGUUAUUGAGCAGAAUCGCAAGAGGCAGAGUGAUGUGCAAGUUGAGCAACUCUCCUCCAAACUCUCCCCAUGGCAGACGCUCGUAGUGGUUACGGUACUUGAUGACAACGACAACGCCCCCGUAUUCCUGCACAUGCUCCCAGACUCUACGUUAGCCGCCGUGGUAGAUCAAAAUGCGAAUCUGAUGAGCCCGGUGACCCACUUGCAAGCUCGCGACCUUGAUGUUUUACCAGGCAAUCUGAAAUUCGAGCUGGAAGGCCCUGAAGCUGACAGUUUCUUCUUGAACUCUACUAAUGGUUUGGUCCAGCUCGCGAAGAGCCUCGAGAAAAGUGACGUGGAGCAUUUCGAACUGCAAGCUACAGUAACCGAUGGGAAGCAUGCUGUGCAUGUGCCUUUGAAUAUCUAUGUGCUCUCCGUGGACACAAACGUCGUGCAGCUUACCAAGAAUACACCACACUCGGAUAUUGAUCCAAGUGCUGUUGAGAGGAAGUUGACUGAGAUCCUUGGAAUGGACACCCGUAUCCUCGUCGCCCAGCCAUUUGUAUCCGACGACGGCAAGACUGACAUGAAGAAGUCCCACGUCUUCGUCUACUCCCUGGACAAUCUGAGCCAAAAGCCUAUCUCCAGAGAUGAGCUCAAACGGCUCUUGAUGGCUCAUUCCGAUGGGCUUCAUCCCCUGCAAAUCUCCUCAGUUUCGCUUUUAUCAACAGGAAAUGCGGCUGGAAAUGGGCAAUUCUUGCUGACAGUCGUCCUACUGGUUGUGCUCAUCGCUUUGUUGCUCUUCAUUUGUGCAUUGAUAAUGUGUUGUGCCAAACGCCGGGCCCGCAACACCGCUGGAGUCAUGGAAGGCGCCUACAUGAUUAACUCUGUCGGAAGUGGCCCCCGGCCGUAUGACGUGGAAAAUAUUUCACGGCUCACCGCACAGAACGUACUAGCCGGUAGACCCUUGCCGGACCCCCAGGAGCAUAGAAUUGACAUGUCAUCCAACGAUACGGAUAUUGCCUUAGAACGUGACGAUACUACUAGAGAAUUUUCAAAUAGUGUCCGAGAACGGCCAACUCUGUUGCAAAGUGCACUUCAGAGGCAGAAUAUCCACCCAUCAAUUGCCAACGAUGAAGAAUUGAAGAAAUUCUAAAAUUUUAAUUUUCACUUAUUUAUUAUCGAUUUGUUAUUGAUUUUUUUUCACCUCCUCACGGGUAUGCUAUCUACCGUAUCCCCGUCUUUCCCCACCACCGCAAACCUGUAAUAAGUGCUCAUUUUUUCUUGAAAAAUUAAUAAUGACUAAUGCUAUGUAUCAAUUUAUGCCUAGACACGCCGGUGCUAUAUGUAUUUAUUGAUUUAUUUUAAUAAUAAAAAUUUAGUUUGAAAAAAAA
Molecule: messenger RNA, 8920 nt
Organism: Caenorhabditis elegans
Lineage: Eukaryota; Metazoa; Nematoda; Chromadorea; Rhabditida; Rhabditidae
Gene: cdh-12
Product: Cadherin domain-containing protein
Exons: 25
Coding region: 1-8682 (2893 amino acids)
Biological process (GO): cell adhesion; homophilic cell-cell adhesion
Cellular component (GO): membrane; plasma membrane
Molecular function (GO): calcium ion binding
Source: RefSeq, marked reviewed